Humulus lupulus (European hop) is the source of this 780-nucleotide messenger RNA. RefSeq lists its product as uncharacterized. Bases 1 to 780 code for a protein of 259 amino acids. The record is from RefSeq and is a predicted model, not a curated record. Lineage: Eukaryota; Viridiplantae; Streptophyta; Magnoliopsida; Rosales; Cannabaceae. The transcript has a single exon.
AUGGAGAGGCAGAGAGGUUCCCCAUUUUCUAAAUGUAUUAAUCAGCUGCCCAUACCUGUCAAAUUCAAGAUGCCAACAUGGAAGAUGUACACUGGACUGGAGGACCCAAUAUCCCAUGUUCACAACUUUGAGCUGCAGACUAAUCUACAUGGGGUUUGGGAUGAUGCCAGGUGUAGGAUCUUCCCAGCCACCCUGUCAGAAAUCGCCCAGGAAUGGUUUUUCAAGCUACAACCAGAGUCAAUUACAUCAUGGGAUGGAUUUGUACGCAUAUUCUAUUCCCAAUUUUCUUCGGCAAUGCCCCUUCCGGCCGAGCCGAAUGACCUGGUGGACAGAAAACAAAGAGAUAAUGAACCUUUGAAGGACUACAUUCAACGUUUUAUGUGGGAAGUCACUAGAGUGAAAUCCCUUAAUGAUGACGGUAAAUUGAUAGCCAUCAAUUCAGGAAUCAAAGUAAAGAAUCUAUUCUGGAGCAGUUUGAAAAGGAAGUUUGCACGAACCACCCAGGAGUUCCUUGAUCGGGCAGAGGAAUUCAUCAAGCUUGAAGAAGUCGAGCGAAAGGUAGAUAAUUUAGCUCAAACAACUGCUGAGCAGGGGAAAACAAAUGCUGGGAAUACCACCAACCCGGCAGAGGGAGGUAAGAAUGGGGCUAAGAACGGUAAACACAGUAAUGGGGCUGGAAGUAGCGAUAACCAGAAAAACAAUAAGAAACCUAAGACUACCGAGCAGCCCAAACCACGAGAAUAUAUCCCUAAGUUUACUACUUACUCUAUAACGCCCUAA